Messenger RNA from Mercurialis annua (annual mercury), 1196 nucleotides. RefSeq names its product RNA polymerase II C-terminal domain phosphatase-like 4. The record is from RefSeq and is a predicted model, not a curated record. NCBI's taxonomy places the organism in Eukaryota, Viridiplantae, Streptophyta, Magnoliopsida, Malpighiales, Euphorbiaceae. The coding region runs from base 30 to 1157 and encodes 375 amino acids. Gene Ontology annotation, cellular component: nucleus. Gene Ontology annotation, molecular function: RNA polymerase II CTD heptapeptide repeat phosphatase activity; protein binding. The transcript has a single exon.
UAUAGAUGUUACACAAGUGAAAUAGAACAAUGAUGCAAACAAAUUUCUCAAAUAAUCUUUUUCUUGCUGCGAAUGCCGAAACAAUGUUAGCAAAUACAUGUUCACAUCCGAUGGUCUUGGGAUCAAUCUGCAUCAACUGCCGUCACGAAGUUUCCGAUCAGCACUGCCUGCGAUUUGAUUACAUAAUUCAUGGUUUAAAGUUAACCAAAACCGAAGUUGAUUGGAUGCGUAAUAUGGAGACAGAUAUUCUUUUGAGCAAGAAGAAGUUAAUCUUGGUUCUAGAUUUAGAUGAGACAUUGCUUCAGACCACUCGAGAUUCGGUAACCGAAUACAUAGAAUCUUUGCAAGAUGUUAUUAAGGUAAAAUUGCCAAAUUCCUAUUCUUGCACCGUCAAGUUGAGGCCGUUUGUUCUUGAUUUCCUCGAACAAGCUAGUACCAUGUUCGAGUUGUACGUCUACACUAACUCUCGUCAAGCUUACGCGACGGAGAUGGUGAAGUUGCUCGAUCCUGAUAAUAAAUAUUUUAAUUCAAGACUAAUUUCGCGAGAUGACAGUACCGAAUCGGGUACAAAGAAUCUCGACAUAGUGAUGGGGCAAGAAAGGGCGGUUGUUAUUCUUGACGACAGAACCGACGUGUGGCCAAAUCACAAUGCUAACGUGAUUCAAGUUCAGAAUUACGAGUACUUCUCUCCGAGAGUCGGUAAGUUGAAGAGUAAAUCUUUUGCAAGGAGAAAAACGGAUGAAGAUAUAAAAAUAAUGGAAACAUAUUGGGAAAUUUUGAAAAGUGUACACAGUCAGUUUUUUUAUGAUGAGCAUGAUGAUCCUGGUAGUAGAGAUGUUAGGGCUAUAAUGAGGGGAGUUCAAGGUGAAAUUCUGAAUGGGUGUAGAUUAAUAUUAAGAAAUAAUUCGACCGACAAGAAUCAAAUUCUUGAGGUUCAGAGGAUGGCUGAAAAAAUGGGUGCAAUUUGUGUUUUAAAAAUGGAUCCGUCUGUAACUCAUGUUGUGUUCAUGGAGGCUAGACCAGAAGAUGACGGGCUUGAAUUAUUGGCAAACAAGAAGAAGAAGAAGAAAAGGGCGUAUCAUUCAGUUCUUUCACGGUGGAUAUUUGAUUGCUAUAAAUUAUGGCAUAAAUUGCCUUUUGAGGAUUACAUGGCAUAGCUAAUGAGCAUAUGAUCAUGAAUUAGCACUACUUUUAAA